UAUUUUGAGGCUUUUUGUAAGCUGCCCCCUUUUUUCUCCAUUUGGAAUGUACAUAAUGGUCAGAAUUUUCCUUUCUCGAUUCCACUCAAUUUUUUCGUACCUAAAUUAAUUUUCUGUAUUGUCUUGUCGUAUUUGCCACAAGAGUGGAAUUAAUGAAGGAAAAAAUCGGACAAUUAUCUACAUUUUUAGUGAAGAAAAAAAGAGGGGAAGGUCUUUUUUCAAAAUUUUUUUUUUAAUUUUUUAGUUUUCUGAGAAUCUCUUUCACUACAUUUCGAGUUACAUGUUUAAUCCUCUACCCGAUAAACAAAUUCCAAAUUAUUUUGAAGGAGAAAUUAAUGAAAAUAAAUGGAAACAAAUGUUUAUUGCACCAGAAAAGAGAAGUGAUGCUGAAAGAAUUUUUGGAAUUUUUAUUGCUUACAGUCUUUAUUUUGUCCAACCCUCACAAUUUGUUGUUCCAAUCCACGUAACUGUUCCCCAGAUGGAUGAUUUGAACGAAUAUAUGGAAACUGUUUUGUUACCUGAUGAACAAUUUGAUGCUCUUUUUUGUUUAUUUCGUUUAUCAAAUUUAAAUGCUUUUGCUAUUUAUCCUUGUGAUGGAACGUUCAAUCCUUUGUUACACAGACAUUUUCGUUUGCGUUUUGAUCCGGACAAUUUUGAAUUUGAACAGCGAAAGCUUAUGAAUAUGGAUAAUUUUCCUCAUCUUCGAGCAUUAAUUGACAGUCCUUUUUUUAAGAAUUUACAUGAGCGUUAUGCUAAAGGUAAACAAGAUAUAGUCAAUCAAGCAUCUGGUAGUGGAAGUGAAGUAUUGCCACAAAAUGCAUUGACACAACGGGAUGGUCCACGCACUUUGGUUACAAAACUUUUAAAUAAAGUUGAACGUUCAUUUGCUGCUGACAACGCUAUUUUGGACAGUACAAAAUCAAAUAAUAAUAAUAGUUCUCCACCAAAGUCUAAAAGAUCUAAACUUCAACAUAAUUCAAAGCCUUUAUCUUCUUCAAUUAGUUUUGUUGAUUUUAAAUAA
This is a messenger RNA of Meloidogyne enterolobii, 1021 nucleotides long. The record is from the annotation of a GenBank genome assembly. Lineage: Eukaryota; Metazoa; Nematoda; Chromadorea; Rhabditida; Meloidogynidae.